This is a messenger RNA of Dioszegia hungarica, 471 nucleotides long. RefSeq names its product Tim17/Tim22/Tim23/Pmp24 family-domain-containing protein. Gene Ontology annotation, cellular component: mitochondrial inner membrane; TIM23 mitochondrial import inner membrane translocase complex. The coding region runs from base 1 to 471 and encodes 156 amino acids. The record is from RefSeq and is a predicted model, not a curated record. Gene Ontology annotation, biological process: protein import into mitochondrial matrix. Gene Ontology annotation, molecular function: transmembrane protein transporter activity. The transcript is spliced from 6 exons. Lineage: Eukaryota; Fungi; Basidiomycota; Tremellomycetes; Tremellales; Bulleribasidiaceae.
AUGUCACACGGUGAUCACUCACGAGACCCAUGUCCCUAUGUCAUUCUUAACGAUUUCGGCGGGGCCUUCUCCAUGGGCGCAAUAGGAGGGGGGAUAUGGCACGGUAUCAAGGGUGCGAGAAAUAGUCCCAGAGGAGAACGUCUGAUCGGUUCGGUGUCUGCUAUAAAAGCACGAGCACCAGUCCUCGGCGGGAACUUUGGGAUCUGGGGAGGACUGUUCUCAUCCUUCGAUUGCGCGGUGAAGGGGUACAGGCAGAAGGAGGAUCCGUGGAAUGCGAUCAUUUCGGGGUUCUUGACGGGUGGAAGUUUGGCGCUGCGAGCUGGACCCAGAUCAGCAUUGGGAUCAGCUAUCGGUUGUGGUAUUCUCUUGGGUGUAUUCGAGGGUGUCGGUGUAGUCAUGAGUCGAGCAUUCGCACAGCCUAUUCCUCCUAUCCCACUACCGGAAGCACAAGCGAGUCCUGCGAUUGCUUAG